Durusdinium trenchii is the source of this 1680-nucleotide messenger RNA. The record is from the annotation of a GenBank genome assembly. Lineage: Eukaryota; Dinophyceae; Suessiales; Symbiodiniaceae.
AUGGACAUGUACCUUGACCCACAGCUUCACAGGGAGGUGCACCAGAGUGGCGAGAAGACAUGGAUCUUUAAGUUCAAAGACCACCGUGCAAAUCGGUGGCACGAAUGGUGCUAUGUGCGUGAGCGGAAAGGGUCUGACCGGCAGGAAAUGACUUCUGGGCAGAGGGCCUCCCCUAUGGGGGCUAUCUUCACGGCCGCUGGAGGGCCAAUCACCUUUAGAAGGCUGACGAAGAGCCAGAAACCAGCGAUUGGGUCAGUUGGCAAGUGGCGCAUGGCAGAUGAUGGAAACAGCUUCGAGUUCCUCAAUUGGGCCUGCUGCUUUGGUGCAAACUUGCUGCCGCGGUUGGUGUGGACUUUGGACUUGUCCUAUGCCCCGCACAUUGUCUUCCGCGAGCAGCAUCGUUCAAUGCUGCUGAUGGGGUGGUACUUGCAAUUCGUGAAGACCCAGCGGCAAAUGCAGGAUCCAUGCAGGAUCCAUGACCUCGCAGCCAUCACGGGCAAAUGCAGCAUCCAUGACCUCGCAGCCAUCAGCUGCAAAUGCAGCAUCCAUGACCUCGCAGCCAUCAGCCUCUCCAGCAGGCGAAUGGCUGAAUUCCGCAUCAGCAUCAUCAGCAAGGUCUUUCCAAUGACGAGUUCAUUCGAUGCUGUCCGAAGCCUGAGAGGUUCAGGGAAGCCACUCCACUUCAUCCUGAGGUUUCAAAGGGGAAGCCGCAAGAGGAAUGCUCAGAAGGAGACGAUGACCGUCGUCUUCGAGGCCGAUGAUCAGCAAUCUGAGUCCUCAGAGUCUUCAGUGGAGGGGCCAGAGGAGGAAGACAUUGUCAUUCCACGGGAGCCCCUAGAGGAAGAUCAGGAGCUUCGGCUACACAUCCUGGGGAUGACUGGAUUUUGGACCAGUUCUAUCGAGACGAAUUUCGCAUCGAAGCUCUCCGAGCUACCAACGCACUGGUUGCCACCCGGCACAAUCCGAAUGUUGUACCACAAAUUUCAAUUGGAGUGUCAAGUCAAAGAAGCCAGCUGCAGCUACGGGUAUUUUUGGAACACGUUCCGUUCCCAUUGGCAUAACCUUCUGCGAUUCCUUCCACCCUCGACGCACGGCACGUGCGAUGCGUGCGCUGCGUUCAAGUCCCGGUUCAAGAAAGCAAUCACUCCAGCAGACAAAUUUCAAAACGCAACGGCUUACAGGGCUCAUCUAGACGAAGUUGCCAGAGACAGGGAUCUUGAAGAGUUCUUGCAAACUGCCACGCCGCUUACAACUCCAGGAUCCCCAUUGUGCAUGCACUGGGACGGUAUGGAUCAAUCCAAGUGGCGAAUACCAAGAUAUGAUGGCCAGCGGCCGCUCAAGAGCACCAUGAAUCUUCAGCGACCCCAGUUGAAGAUUCAGGGGAUCUGGAUUUUCAAUGUGACCCUAGAUCUUUGGGUCCUAGACCCACGUGUCGCCGCUGACUCAACCAUGGUCCUGGAAUGUGCAGCACGUUCCAUCGAUUUCGCAUUGCAGCGAUGCAAGGACGCCGGAGCAGGAAGCCCGGACCAACUAUUGGUUUGGGCAGAUAACUGCGUUCGUGAGAACAAAAACGGGCAACUGCUACGAUUCUUGGGAUAUCUGACAACAAGCCAAAGAAUGCGCAUGUGCGGGUAUUUUUUCAGCCGGGUGGGACAUACCCAUUCGGCUUGUGGCACCUAG